AUUCGCCAUGGUGCGCUAACCAAGGCGGCAGAAGGCCAGGAAAGAUGACGGGCACCCCGCGUCCAUUCAGCAGCGUGUUGGGUGCCGGGAAGGACCAGAGGGAAAGAGGUGAAUGGGUACAGGGAUCUUCCAGCAAUGGGAUGGGGAUGGAUGGAUGGAUGCAUGGAUGGAUUCAUCAGAUCUGGAGUCCAAUCAGUGCAGUGAGAGCACGCCCCUGGUGCGGCAGAAACACAACAGGGAUGGUACGAAGGAGGCAGAUCGAUGACUGACAUCCAGAAGGAUGGCGGGGUCGCUGCUGCACAGCGUUGAUGGAUCUUUCAUGUGUAUGCAGGGUCGCUGCUGCAUUUCGAUGCGGUGCUGGCGUGUUUGACCUACCUGUUCAUCUCGGCGGGCAUCACGCUGUUCAACAAGGUGUGAGCAAGACCGCCCCAAAUCAAGUGUCGGUGAUGCCACUCUCUCUGCUGCGCUGCGUGAUCCCCCAUGUGUGUGUAGGCUGUUAUGUCGCUGUUCAAUUUCAAGCUGUUCGAAGUCAUCUUACUCUGCCAGACGGUCUUCACAGUGGUGGCGAUGAUGCUGUUCAAAAGGAUGGGUGUGGCAGACAAUAAUACACACACAUACAGAUACCCUGACACCCUCACACCGAUGUAUGUUGGUGUGAGGGUGAAUUGUGGGUGUGUGGGGGUCAUUCAGGCCUGCUGCACUACCCCCCUCUGACGUUCGCCCGCGCCAUGUCGCUCAUCCCACUCACCGGCUUCAACCUUCUACGAAUCAUCGUCGGACUGGGCGCACUCGGUACCUGGGGGACACGCCAUUCACACCCACAUCGGUGCGAACGGUCAUGUGUGUGUGUGUGUGUGUGUGUCUGGGGGGGAUAUCUGUCUGCAGCAUAUUUGAAUGUGCCGACCAACAGCGCCAUGCUGCGGGCAGGGAGCAUCUGCAUCAUUGCUGGGUGGGUCAGGCAGAGAGGGGAGGGAGGGAGGGAGAAUACUGGAGCACCACAGAACAGACCCCCCUGUGUGUCUGUGUGUGGAUGGUAUGAAUGUGUGUUUAUGCAGGGAAUACUUCUUCCUCUCGAUCGGCUCGUCGAACCGCGUCAUCGGAGCGGUGCUAGUGCAAGUAUGACUUGCAUACCGACCACCCUCCCGGCCCAUCUGUGUGCAGUGCACAGUCUCUCUCUCUCUCUCUAUGUCUGUUUUCAGGUUGUGGGCGCCAUUGUUGCCGCCUACAACGACCUGCAUUUCACCGCCAUCGGCCUCGUCUUUGGCCUGUUCACAUGCCUUUUCAACUGCGGUGCGUUCGUCUUUACCAUGCACACACACACACACAUACGUCCAUAGUGUGGUUGGUUGCUUGGCUCAUUCCGUCUUUCAGCGUAUGCCAUCCAGAUGAAGAUCGACCUGAAUCAUCAGGCGGAGAUCAACGCACGGAGACUCAAGCAGUGGGAGGAAUCAGCCGUGGCGGUGCGGCCGGAGCACCCUCCAGAGAAGGAAAACAUAUACUCACUGCUCAUGUACUGACAGUGCAUGAGACACACACAGAAAUACACAUACACGCAAAUAGACACACACACGUGUGUGGUGUGGGAAUGCGUGCCCUCCUGCAGGUAUUUCUCGUUGAAUUCGACGCCCGUCCUUCUCAUUUGGGCCAUACUGGUGGGCGGCCAGCGCACUCAUCUCACCCACACAACGACACAGCACACAAGCAAGACACACACGACACAUGUGGGUGGGAUGCGAUCGACGUUUGAGCAGGCAGGGGACCUGCCGCGAGCGAUGCAGCACCCCGCUGCGAUACUGCCGUCAUUCCAGUUCUGCUUCCUGUUCACGGUGGGUAAUAAGCAGGAGAACGACGUCAGAGAUUGGUGCAAUCUCUGUGCAUGUGCGCGUGUGUGUGUGUUCAGGCGACUCUUGCGGCGAUUCUAAACCUGUCGUCCUUCUACGCGACCAAACUCACAUCGCCCCUCAUCGUAGGCAGCCAUGGGUGGACGGAUGGAGUGCACACGCAUGCCUCCCUCCCUCCCUCCCUCCCUGCAGGUGUCAGUGACGAGCAACAUCAAGAACAUCACCUGCGACGUUGCGGGGAUAUUCCUCUUCGGAGACGUCACGCUCACACCAUUGUACGUCUGUCUGUCUGUCUGUCUGUCCAUCUCUUGUUCGUCACGUGUGUGCGUGUGGAUGCGUCUGUGCCGUGUGCCAUGUGUGGACAGCUACCUGACGGGCCUGAUUGUGUCUGCGAGCGGUGCGGGGCUGUUCACCUACGUCAAAUACAUAGAGAGCGAAGCGCAUAGAAAAGAAACUGGUGGAAUAGACAGAGCAAACGCACACACACAAAUGAGACACAUCCAUCUCUCUCCCCUUUCUCUCUCUCCUCUCCUCUCUCUCUGUGCGUGUGUGUGUGUGUGUCUGUUUGUAUGCAGAGCGUGCCCGUCGACAGCAAGAGGAGGUAGCAAAGGUGGUGCAACAACACGCUUACAUAUCAGCGGUAGGACACACACACACACACACACGUCUCCGAGAGAGACACAUGGAUUCCAGCCACAUCCAUCCAUCCAUCCAUCCAUGAGUGCGCUGUGUGUGUUGUGUGUGUUGUGUGCGUUGAAUGGCAUCGGGUCAAUCAGCCGCCGACCACGGCGCCAUCGACAGGGAGUCUCGCGUCCACACGCAGCUCCGACCAAAAGGUCUAGAGUGCAGAGAACCGUGUAGCGGACAGACAGAGCCGUCAGACAGACAGACGGAAAGAGCGAGAGAAGGCAGGCCAGCCAGGCAGGGAUGGCGUGGCAGGGCAUACGCGUGCGUCGCGUGUUGAUAAAGGGCGAGUGGAAGCAAGCAAAAGGUCGUUGCAGUGCGUCUUCUCUGUGAGUGUGUGAGCGAUUUUUGGCGAAAGAAAGACCUUUUGCGCGCUUCUUCCCGUG
Molecule: messenger RNA, 2911 nt
Organism: Vitrella brassicaformis
Lineage: Eukaryota; Vitrellaceae
Source: the annotation of a GenBank genome assembly